AAUUAACAAAACGAUGUUUAAAUGGAAGGUAGAGACCAAUGAAAUUAAAAGUCUUGUUUGGGAUUCUAAUUUUAACAAACUUCUAAGGACGUAAUUCUCAAUAGCUUUUACCGAUAAACAGGAAAUCGAAUAUAUCAAAGAUAGAUAAAUAUUGAGAAUGUACUAUUUUAAAUUUACAUUAACAGCGACAAGGUUAAAGAUACUUCAAUUCAACCUUAGAAUAAAUAAAACACCUUAUUUGGUCUGGGGAAAUAAGGAUAGAAUAACUAAAAAAUUGGUAGAUGGUAGGCUACAUGGAAAGGUGAAAUUUUGGAUAAUGGUGGAGGUGAGUAUGCAUAUGGUAAAAAGUCAGGGUAAUGGAAAGAUCUAACAUAGAAUUAUUGGAGGUAUAGAUUUAAUAUAUAAAAAAAAGUAAAGCCUAGGUUUAUGAAAUUGGCAAAUAUGACAACGAUAUUAGAAAGGGAGUUUGGGAAUUUGUCUAUCAAAAGGAAAAUGGAUUGAUCUAUUUGAAAUUUUUUUUAAUUUGCUUAAGUUACUUAUAAUGGUGAAUAUAAUAUGCAAGGUAUUAAGAUUGGUAGAUGGGAUAUUAUGUAUUGUGUGGAUGGAG
Molecule: messenger RNA, 607 nt
Organism: Paramecium sonneborni
Lineage: Eukaryota; Ciliophora; Oligohymenophorea; Peniculida; Parameciidae
Source: the annotation of a GenBank genome assembly